AUGACCGCCUCCUGGAUCAAGACAGGACAAGAUGAAGGGUUGAGCACGGCUCCAGUCCUCAGCUCUGGAGUGGACCCGCCCCCUGCUGACCCCGUGUCUCAGGCCCGGCUAUGGAGAGUGUCCGUGGUGCUGCAGGACUGCUGCCGACCAGCAGGGGGCGCAGGAAAGGACGUCGAGAGCAACAGAGACGGAGAACAGCCUGGCGCCGGGAAAGGAGCUUCGUCCUUGCCCUCCAUCGCACAGAUUACAGAGACCGAGAAACGGUACUGUUGCUCUCAGUGCAGCAGGAGUUACCGGCAAAAGAAGAAUCUCAAUCAGCACGAGCGCACUCACACAGGAGACAAACCAUACCAAUGCGCUCAGUGUGGCUUAGCUUUCACUCACAAGUGCUUUUUGAAGCAACAUCAGCGCAUUCACACAGGAGAGAGGCCAUACCAGUGCUCUGAAUGUAGGAAGAGUUUCACUAAUUCGGGAUCUUUGAAACGACACGAAAAAACACACCUUGGAGUGAAGAGAGAGAGACCGUACCAGUGCACUCAGUGUGACGAGACUUUCACUGGCGGGGGAACUCUGAAACGACACCAGCGCAUUCAUACAGGAGAGAGACCAUACCGAUGUGAUCACUGUGGGAAGAGUUUUCACCAAGGGAUACAUCUGAAAGUACAUCUGCGAACACAUACGGAAGAGAGACCGUACCAGUGCACUCAGUGUGACAAGAGUUUCACUGACGGGGGAACUCUGAAACGACACCAGCGCAUUCAUACAGGAGAGAGACCGUACCGAUGUAAUCACUGUGGGAAGAGUUUUAACCAAGGGAUACAUCUGAAAGUACACCAGCGCCUUCAUACAGGAGAGAGACCGUACCGCUGCACUCACUGCGGCCACAGUUUCACUCGAGACGACCAGCUCCAGAGACACCAGCUAAAGUUCCACAGCGCCGAUCUGGAGACUACACUUGAAAAACAACAAAACAAAACAAACAAAUAAAUGUUAAGAGUUUUUUUUUUAGAUUUUGCUCAUGUCCCCUUAGCGGAUCCAUAGAUUCAUGCACAACACUCAUGCCACUAUGGGCCUUUUUCCACCGACAGAGAACCGGCUCCGUUCCCGUUCCCGAACCAACAUUUGAACCGUUUGUCGUGUUUCCACUAAAACAAAAUCCAGUUCGGAACGUGGCACCUUGGUUCGGAAGUCGAACCAAAAAAUACUUGUUUUUUCCUGCGAACCGGAGUGGGCGUGUCAUUGCGCAAUUCAGAGGGGAGAAGGCUAAAAGCAUGAGUUUUCCGUCCAUAUCAACUGUUGCUAUGAGUAAACAAAACGAUUCAACUAGCAUUGCACUGCUGACGUUGACUGGUGUAACUGUGGUCAAACAUCGGGUGGGACUGAGGCGAAAUGUUGAAUUUUCUCUCUCUUUUAUUUUCCUUUCAGAAAAAAUAUCAAAACAUUGCCUUCAGGCACAUGUACUGCAUGCAUCAGAUCACAAGCAUGACUUCUCUGAUCUAUAACUUUUAACUUCCCAUAGAAUGGGCAUAACUGUAAUACAUAUUAGCAUACAUAACAUAACAUAACAUAACAGCAACAUUAUGGAGCCACAUACCUUUCAGAAAAGAUAUCAAAACAUUGCCUUCAGGCACAUGUACUGCAUGCAUCUGCACAAGCAAAAUAACGUACUACGUAAAUAUUCUAUUGUACACUGAGACACGCCAGACAGAAUGUUCGCACACAUGGAACAACAGCUAAUUAACGUUCAGGGUGACUCGAUCGCUUAACAUUCGCUGUUAUCUCAUACAUACAGAGGCUAUACUGAGACUAAGCAUACACACAUGACAGAUACAGAGUAACUUUCAAUGCAUUUUUAACUAAUAUAUGCUCGAUAUACAGUACAUUAAAAGCAUGGACGUGGCUAGCGUAGUUUACUGCUAGUCACGUUAACCAUUGUGGAGAAACUUACGGUUAAACAGGAAAACAUUAACAAACUCUGUAAAACCAUGCAAAAAGAGGUAUGCUCGCUACAGUGUAUGUCAAAUAAUAUAAUACAUGGAAAACAUCGAAGUUACCAACUUAAACAUCAAGUUACUUUUAGAAAACUGAUAUACUGUGUGGAGUGCUUUAUACAGUGAACCUACCAGAUCACAAGCUGAUCUGGUAGGGAAACAACACGGGACUACAUGCAGCAGACCUGCAGUACACAAUAUGACCAAGGGUGGCUCCCUUUUACAUUUAAACAAGGCUGUUUCAUUUUUGGCGAAAAUCAUAAUAAUACACUACAUUUUUAACUCUGUUACACUGGCAUUUUAAAUAACUCGUUUCUGCCCUUUUUAUGGGACAACUGGUCAUAUCAUUCUCCUGUUUAUGCAUCUCAUUAACAGUUCACAGUCAUGUUGGAACAGGAAGUGGCCAUCCAAUAAAGUUGGGAGCAUGGAAUUGUCCAAAAUCUCUCAGUCAAUGCUGAAGCAUUCAGAGUUCCUUUCACCGGAACUAAGAGACCAAGCCCAGCUCGGGGAUGGCCACUUCUUGUUCCAACGUGACUGUGCACCAGUUCACAAAGCAAGGUCCAUAAAGGCAUGACAAGAGUGUGGUGUGGAUGAACCACUGAUCUAUAAAGAAUACCUGGAUAGAGCAUCUACGUCAAAAUUCUGAAGCCUACAUGGGGGCGGCCAUUAUGGGACCACUUGCCAUAGGAAUGCAUAGACAGUAAAAGACAGUAAAAGAAUGUUGCCGUUCUGCAACAAUGGAAUUGGAACACCUCGCCGCCAUUAUGGGACCACUCGGGACAGUUCCAUUGGCUUCAUUGUUGAUGGGUCAGCAACAAUGAGAUAGUCUAUCCAGGUAUUCUUUAUAGAUCAG
This is a messenger RNA of Sardina pilchardus (European sardine), 2844 nucleotides long. Its product is annotated as zinc finger protein 79-like. Gene Ontology annotation, biological process: regulation of gene expression. The record is from RefSeq and is a predicted model, not a curated record. Lineage: Eukaryota; Metazoa; Chordata; Actinopteri; Clupeiformes; Clupeidae. The transcript is spliced from 3 exons. Gene Ontology annotation, cellular component: nucleus. The coding region runs from base 1 to 987 and encodes 328 amino acids.